Messenger RNA from Camarhynchus parvulus, 1542 nucleotides. It is a transcript of the gene TYW5, whose product is annotated as tRNA-yW synthesizing protein 5. Gene Ontology annotation, biological process: wybutosine biosynthetic process. Gene Ontology annotation, molecular function: tRNA binding; 2-oxoglutarate-dependent dioxygenase activity. The coding region runs from base 468 to 1406 and encodes 312 amino acids. The transcript has 8 exons. The record is from RefSeq and is a predicted model, not a curated record. NCBI's taxonomy places the organism in Eukaryota, Metazoa, Chordata, Aves, Passeriformes, Thraupidae.
GCGGUCCCGGCGGCUGGGGACUGCGGCCGCUCCGGGUCAGGGGACCCGAGCCCCGGUCACCGCCGGAGAGGGGCGGCGUCCCCUCUGCUGGCCCUGCUGGGGCCGCGUCUGGGCACGGUGUCCAGUUCUGGGCUUCCCAGUACAAGAAAGACAAGGAGCAGCUGGGGAGAGGCCAGCGGAUGGCACAACGAUGAGGAAGGGCCUGGAGCAUCUCUGCUCAUGAGGAGAGACUGCGGGAGCUGGGCCUGUUCAGUCUGGAGGAGACUGUGAGGGGAUCUCGUGGAUGCACAGAAAUACCUCAAAGGCGGGUGCCAAGAGGUGGUGCCAGACACUUCUUGAUGGUGCUCAGUGACAGGACGAAGAGUAAUGGCCAUAAACUAAAACAUAAUAAGCUCCACCUCAGCUUGAGAAAGAACUUAAUUACAUAGAGGGUGGCAGAGCACUGGAACAGGCUGCCCAGGGAAGUCAUGGAGCCUCCCUCUCUGGAGGAGACAUUCAAACCCCACCUGGACAUGUUCCUGUGUCACCUGCUGCAGAGAAAGCCAGUAGUGCUGACAGGACUGGAACUGGGCACUUGCACUACCAAAUGGACAAUAGAUUACUUGAGCCAAGCUGAAGGAUCUAAAGAAGUAAAGAUUCAUGUUUCUGCAGUGCCACAGAUGGAUUUCCUCAGUAAGAACUUUGUGUAUAGAACUCUGCCUUUUGAUGUAUUUGUACAAAGGGCAGCUGAAGUCAAGCACAAGGAGUACUUUCUUACUGAGGAUGAAAAGUACUAUUUACGUUCAGUGGGUGAAGAUGUUAGGAAGGAUAUUGCAGAUAUCAGGAAGCAGUUUCCUAUUUUAGCAGAAGAUGUUCAUAUUCCAGAGUAUUUUGAGAAGGAACAGUUUUUCUCUAGUGUCUUCCGCAUCAGCUCAGCUGGAUUACAGUUAUGGACACAUUAUGAUGUAAUGGACAACUUCUUAAUCCAAGUCACAGGGAGAAAAAGAGUUGUUUUGUACAGUCCUCGAGAUGCACCAUAUUUAUAUUUAUCAGGUACUAAAUCAGAGGUGCUGGAUGUGGAUAACCCAGACAUGGAGAAAUAUCCCCUUUUUGUGAAAGCCAAGCGCUAUGAAUGUGUUUUGGAAGCAGGAGAUGUGUUAUUUAUUCCAGCUUUGUGGUUCCAUAAUGUAAUUUCUGAGGAAUUUGGAGUGGCACUGAAUGUCUUUUGGAAGCACCUUCCUCCUGAGUCCUAUGAUAAGACUGACACUUAUGGAAAUAAAGAUCCCAUGGCAGCCUCUAGAGCUAUACAGAUCUUGGACAGAGCCUUGAAAACACUUGAAGAACUACCUGAGGAAUACAGGGAUUUUUAUGCUCGGAGAAUGGUGUUACGUAUCCAAGAAAAGGCCUACAGGAAUGAUUAUGGAUAAAGUAACACACUGCAAUUCAGCAAGGUCCCUUGCAAGUAGAAAAUUGUAAGUUAGUAUGGAAACCGUCCAUCUAUACUUACAUACACUUUCUGUGAGACCAAUGAAAACUGUCAAUAAACAUUCUUUUAUAACAAAA